CGAGGGAGGCGUUAACGGCCGAAAAAGAGGAGGGCGGCGGCGCGCGCGAGGGCGCCUAAUAGCUCAGAGGCGAAAGCUGGCGCGCGCUUUGUGCAAGCGGCUGACCUUUCCCCUCCCCCAGUCGCUUCACCCGGCCCGGGAUGAAGGCGGAGGAGAGUCGCUCGCUGCCUUGGUAGCAGCUGGGACGCGCCGGGUCACUUUUCACUCUACUUCGUGUGAGGGGAGGGCGAGGAAAACAGUCCCAAUGCAUCGCCCCAGGAGAAUAGCGUGGGCCGAGAGCCGGGGGGAUCCUUGCGGGGCGGGACGGGGCGAGGGGCGGAGGGAAAGCGACGCCUCCUCUCGCUCCUCCUCCUCCUCGUCUGCAGCGGUGCAGCUGAGGUAUGCGGAGUACCCCACUCAGGAGGGGGUCCCCCGGGGGUUCGAGAAAGAGGAGGUGACGGCAGGGUGCGAAGGUGCGCAGCCUCUCCUGCGAGGGAUCUUCCGGAUCGGCAAGAGGAGUUGCGACGUGGUGCUGAGCGCCAAGAGGCUCAGCUGGACCCCGAUUGAGCCCGAGAGCCCCACAGGUGGCUCCGGCAUAGACUUGCGGUGCAAAGAGGAACAUGUUGAAAUGGAAGAUAUCUUUUCUGUAAAACUGAAACGUCGCCGUUUGGCUGGACAGCAAAAAGGUGGCUUAUUAUUGGGCAUCACGCUGUUUGUCUGCCUGAAAAAAGAACAAAACAAACUUAAGGAUUCCAUACUCAAUCUCAGUAACUUAAGUGAAGACCACUGUCACUUGUGGUUUAAAACUUUUAAGGACCUUUUGAAUGGUUUUUCCAGCAGGCCAAAGUCAUUAAAAGUGUUUGUCAAUCCAAACAGUCAUAAACGAGAGGCUACUCACAUUUAUUAUGAUCAAGUUGCACCUCUCUUUAAGUUUGCUGACAUCAGAAUUGACCUCACAGUUACUGAAUAUGAAGGACAUGCUCUUGCAAUGCUUAAGGAAUGUGACCUGAAAUCCUUUAAUGGGGUGGUUUGUGUAGGUGGAGACGGAACUGCCAGCGAGGUGGCUCAUGGUAUUUUGCUUAGAGCCCAGAUAGAUGCUGGGAGGGACAGUGAUGAUAUCCUUGAACCAGUAAAAGCACAAAUUCCUCUUGGAAUAAUACCAGCAGGUUCCACAAAUAUUUUGGCUCACACUCUGAAUGGAGUUCAACACAUACGAACUGCAGCAUUGAACAUAAUCCUGGGACAUCUUCAAUCAGUAGAUAUAUGUUCAUUCAGUAGUCCGACCAAACUGCUUCGCUUUGGUUUCUCAGCUAUGUUUGGUUUUGGAUCAAGGACUCUCGCUUUUGCUGAAAAGCAUCGAUGGAUGCCUUCAAAUCAGCGAAAUUUUUUUGCUGUGAUCAAGACACUGGCAAGGCUGAAAUCAGAAGAUUGUGAGUUAUCAUUCCUGCCUUUGAUGCGCACACAGCAAACUGCCCCAGAAAAUGAUGGAAAGAAGCAAGAAAGGCUUAACUCUGACAGCCAGGAUCAGCAGGACAGGAUCCAGGGUCAUUUCCUGAAUGUGAGCAUUAUGGCAAUCCCUUGUCUAUGCGCAAUGGCACCAAGAGGCUUGGCACCUAAUACCAGAUUGAAUGAUGGAAGCAUAUCUCUUAUUGUUGUCCGGAACACCUCUCGUCCAGGAUUUAUUAAACACCUGAAAAGAUACGCCAGUGUAAAAAACCAGUUCAACUUUCCCUUUGUUGAGACGUACACUGUUGAGGCAGUAAAAGUUCAGCGAAGAACGAAAAAGGACUGUGUCAGUGAAGAAAAUGUAGAAUCUGCAGAAGAGACGUAUCCUUGGAAUAUAGAUGGUGAUUUGAUGGAAUGGACAUCAGAAAUCCUUGUUCGGGUUCAUCCUGCAUUAAUUUGUCUAUAUGGAAGCAAUGCCGAUACAGUAGAAAACCCAAAAGGAUUAUGAAGUUCUCUUUAGAAGAAAAUGAUGAAAAGCAAUUCCCUAUUUUUCAGCUGAAUCAUGUUUACAUCUUGUAUAUAGCAAAGUACUGUAGAUUUCAAACUAAAUCUGGAUGAGAAAUUCCUGAUAAAUUCUUCAUUGGUAUUUGAUGCUUAUUUUAUGUCACACAUCCCUUGCUAAACAGUCUUCCACGAUUAAGCAUCAGUCUUCUGUUUUAAUUGUCAAUAUUCCAGAUUUUAGGAAUUCACUGUGAAACAGUACCAAAUGAAACUGUUCUGGCUAUUGAUAAUGCAAUUUCUAAAAAAAGAAAUCCCCAGUAAAUAUAUGUGGCAAAUAGUAUAUGUAAUGGUAAUUUUAUUUGAGCAGACAAUAUUUUAGUACAGCAGUUGAAUUUUUUUGUUAUUUUGUGUGUUUAAAUCCAGCCUUCUCUCUGGACUCAAGACUUGGGACCAGCAGCAUCUCCUACUAUUGUAAAUAUUUUUAUUUCACUUGUUUGUCAAAAAAAAUUAAGAAGGAACUACUUACAUAGAAAUCUAAUUGUUAUUCAUUCUGGAACCAUAACCAAAUGUUUUAAUUAAAAAGUUGCACUGAUUCUACUCAGAUUUAACACAGCUUUCACAGCCUAUUGUUUCAUCUGAUGGGAAAGACCCUGUAGGGUAGGCUAAACCUAUCACCAUCAUCCACAAACACCUCACUUUUUUUUCCUCCACAGCUGUUAGGUCCAACUGCUUGCUUGUUUGUUUGGCUUUGGAGACAUAGACCGGUUGUUGGAACCUCAGCACACACCGUUUAUCAUUCAGAUAGGCAUAUCAACACAGACGUGUUGCUUCGGAAAUUACGUGAUUACGAUCCAGCAGGAUCAGAACAAAAAUGUGUUCCCAUUAAUGACCCUGCCUGUGAGUCACAGUUGACAUCCCAUUUCCUUUUUCUAUCCACAGUGGGAUUGAAGAGGCAAGGUUGGUUAGCAUGCUAGGCAUUUUCCAGUGGCGGCUGCAGGGCAGGGAAAAAUACAUUUAAUAAAAUAGCACCAGAUCACUUUUUACCACAUUUUUUCCUUUCAGUCCUCACACUUUGAAGCCUUUGACAAUACAAUUGGCCUCUGUUCAAAUGUGUUUGGCUUGAAGUGCAAUAUUUUACCUUCUCCCUGAGCUGUACUAUUGAGAUCUUUUACAAACUAGAACACCAUAUGAAACUGGAAGAUCUAAAUCAUUGCUUGCUGAGUACCAUCUGAGAAUUGUAAAACCGACACUUAACUCUUCUAUAAGGAAUGAAACAUGCAGUGUUUUAGUAUGAAAGAUAUGUUUGAAAGGCUGCAUAUUAACUAUGAAUAACUACAUCUGUCAGAUUUAGCACUGUACAUACUGUACAGGCAUGCUCCAGGGAAUAUUGAUAAUUUUUAUAUAAAAAUAUACUGAAAACAUGUUGUACUGCAUUCUAAAAACAUAUUGGAGGUACUCUUUACAGCUAUGUCAAGUUUGCCCACAAUAUUUUGCUACUUACAUUCGUGACUUGUCGAUCGUCUGCCUAGUAAAGCUAUGCAGAAUGUGAAAAUGGGGGAAAUCGAAUGGCAGUCUCAAGACUUCGUGCUUCAAGUAUAAAACGACAUUGCAUUUCAUAGUGCUUUCUUAGCAAUCAACAGUUCAGUCUUUUUGUGCUUAUGUUCCUGUAAAACUAGAGGCUGAUCUCUCAAUCAUAUCUACCAUUUUUCUUCAUACAUUCUGACAUGCAUUUUGAGACUCGAAUCUGUCCAGUCUUGUAGUAAAUGUCUUUGGUAAAACUGA
This is a messenger RNA of Sphaerodactylus townsendi, 3708 nucleotides long. It is a transcript of the gene CERKL, whose product is annotated as ceramide kinase like. The transcript is spliced from 13 exons. Lineage: Eukaryota; Metazoa; Chordata; Lepidosauria; Squamata; Sphaerodactylidae. The coding region runs from base 245 to 1933 and encodes 562 amino acids. Gene Ontology annotation, molecular function: kinase activity. The record is from RefSeq and is a predicted model, not a curated record.